Eleginops maclovinus (Patagonian blennie) is the source of this 5691-nucleotide messenger RNA. It is a transcript of the gene rab11fip5b, whose product is annotated as RAB11 family interacting protein 5b (class I). Gene Ontology annotation, molecular function: small GTPase binding. The record is from RefSeq and is a predicted model, not a curated record. Gene Ontology annotation, cellular component: secretory granule; phagocytic vesicle; mitochondrion. The transcript has 6 exons. NCBI's taxonomy places the organism in Eukaryota, Metazoa, Chordata, Actinopteri, Perciformes, Eleginopidae. Bases 404 to 4651 code for a protein of 1415 amino acids. Gene Ontology annotation, biological process: regulated exocytosis.
UUCUGCGGCAUCCCUCUCUCUGUAUGCGGGCCUGCUGCUGCUGCUGCUGAGGAGGGCGGGCCUGAGCACGAUGAGCAUAUCUCGGACAGUAAACUAACUGAUGCGACAUGCACACACUUGAUUUCAACAUGCUGCUCGCUUUAACUUCGUUUGCACUGAUUUGAUUUGGGAAUGGCACGCUAAGCUGCACGCUGAACACAGGCCCGGUCCACUGUCUGGAGACUGACCUCGGGUAAACCCUCAGAGGCUCUUCGGACUUUGGGGAUACUCUAUUCUGCAGCAGAGCCGUGUUUUGGCGCAGCACGGAAACUCUGGUGCAACACAAAGGGGGGAUGAUCUCCAACUCAGCAGACAGCGCGGAGUGAAACUACGACUUUCUGAGACACACACAACUCGGUGCAAGAUGAUGUCACUGAUAGAUCUGGACGAUGAUCAGCGAUGGGUGCCCACCCAUGUGAAUGUCACCGUGCUCCGGGCCACAGGACUGCGAACCAAGGGCAAGCAUGGCAGCCGAUACCUCUACACCAUCAUCCAGGUGGGGAAAGAGAAGUACACCACCGGGCUGGUGGAAAAGGCGGAGGUGCCCGAGUGGAACGAAGAGUGCUGCUUCGAGCUGCUGCCCGGGAUCCUGGAGGACGGCGGCCGGGGCGAUUACCCCCCGGGGAGUGGGGACCUGGUGCUCACUGUCAUGCACAGGGUGCUCAUCGGACUCGACGUGUUCCUCGGGCAAACCGUCAUUCCUAUUGAUAAGAUAUUUCAGGAGGGAAUCUGUCCUCGAGAUGAAUGGUUCAAGCUUAACUCCAAGGCGGGCAGGAAGGAGAAGGACCGAGGCAGGCUUCAAGUCACAGUCCAAUUCACUCGCAACAACAUGACAGCCAGCAUGUUCGACCUCACCAUAAAGGACAAGCCUCGCUCUGCUUUUGGAAAGCUCAAGGAUCGGGUCACUGGGAGGAAGAGGGGGGACAUGGAGUCUUCCUCAGCUAUUGUUCCUGGCCGCUUCGCCGCCCUGUCAGGAUCCCUUGGGCAGCCGUUUGAGGAUGGGGGCGGAGGGCCGGUCGAGACUCGAGAGGUGGAGGUAGCAGAGGAGAAGAGGAGCAAGGUGAAAGAUUUCUUCAAAGGGAGGCUGCGAAAGUCUUCUGACACCAGGUCAUGCUCCUCCCUGGCUUCAGAGAGCAGUGUGUCUUCCAUGGCCAGUGAUAACCCGGGCCCCCCACCCAGCCUGGAUCUGAUGUCAGACCCUCCCAGCUCUCCCAUCUACACCAGCAGAGUGAGAGUGGACCCCCAUUACGGAGAGACAGCUUUAGCUAAAAAGGUGCUCACCAGCCAGCACACCACAAAUGUGUUCACUCACAAGCGGGCCUUCAGCGAUGAAGCCAGUAAGAUCACAACAGCCUUCCCUCGACCAAACCUUGCAGUGGAGUCUCUGAAGGGCCAGACCAUGACUCAGUCCAAGUCUUCCUUGUGUAUAAACGGCAGCCAUGUCUACGACUCCGAGCCAUCGACUCCUAAGAGCUUAGGAACUCAGCAGUCCCGGCUGGUGCUGCUGGAGAAAUGCUCUCCACUCUCUCGUUCCCUACAGAACCUCACUAAGAAAAGCGAUGACAAAGGUAACUUCAGCGAGGGCCGACGCUGGUCCUUUGACAAGACAAAGAAAGAGGAAAAGGAGGAUGAUAAGGAAGCUCAGGCGUCGUCUCAAGCAAAUCCGCAAGCUCAGGCAGAGUUGUCAGCCGUCUCCUCUGUUUCUCCUGACAAAGGGAGGAAGCUAAGAAAGACGUUAUUCUCUGGAGGGAGGAGUGAUUCUCUCCCAGCUAAGUCCGACAUGAACCAGGCUGGUUCGACUUCUGAGGGGAAGCUUAGAGGCUGGUUUGGCUCCAGUGAAUCCCAGAACAAGCCAAGGCUGGAAGUUUCUCCUAAGGUAGAAAGCAGCUCAGACGUACCCCCUCCCCUCCCUCCUCGCUCCCCUGUACCCCUUCAGUGCUCCUCUCCCUCCGCCUCCCCCUCCGAUCAUGCCUCACCUGAUGACUGCAAUCACACCAAUCCCUUCACCCCCGCUUCCUCUCCCUCCUCAACCCCCAUCUCCCCCUCUAACCCUUUCCCCUCGCAGCGCAACCCUUUUUUCGAGGAUCUCAUAGCCGAGGAGUCACAGAGGUCCCCUACUUUUGCACCUAGCUCCUCAUCCAACUCCUCCCCCUUUCAUUACACCACCCUACCCUGCACACCCAGCCAUGCUCGGGAUGUUAAAGCUACAAAUAUGGCUCACAUAAGGCGGGAGCGCCCCCGGCCAGUUGCUAGGCAGAUAUCUCUUCCUGCAAUAAUCCCCAAAGCAGCCACUUCAAAAGCCUCCACCCCUCGCUCCAUGUCGGAGAGUACAGGAGAAUGGGAUGACUCUUUCGAUGCCUUCGCCUCCAGCAGGCUCUACUCUCCUAAAGAUAGUCUCCCUCAAAAACUUAGAACCAGUCAAACAUCUCACAGUGAUCUUCCAGUUAAUAACAACACCAAUAAUCAUGCACACGAGCUGCAAACAUGCGAAGAGGAGCCUCCACCUUUGCCUCCAAGGAGACCUGUAAGAACUUCAGUGAAUGAGAUCUACUCCGAUGGCUGGCUGCACAGAGGGCAAGAGCUGGCUGUCCAUAAAGAAGCCUACCUCCUGUCUCAGACCGGCGUGGCCUCACUGCAGCGUGGAAGAGAAGCAGAAAGCAAGAGGAACAGUAUAUCUCCGGACCCUCACACCAGCAGUGAGACCUCAGACUCCCUCAGCGCUAACUCUCAGACGUACACAAAUAUUACUCCACCAGGGUUCAUGACAGAUGAAAAGCUAAAAAAGUUCAAAUAUGAACCUUUGGAAGAUGACACUGACCGCUGGGGAGGGAUGCUGUUUGAGCAAGACUUGUACGGACGCAUGUGCAGAGGAAACUACGGACAACCCAAAAUAAAUCGCUUACCGUUGAAUGUUGAAGAGACUGCUGGAAAUAAGGUGACAUCUGUAAACUCAGGACCUAAAAUACUUCUUGAUAGUGAGGUAUCUGUAGCAGACCUUUUAAACAUGGCAAGUACUUCCUCAAAACCAGAUGCAAAAGCACUAGAGAUUACCACCACUGGAGUAGCAGAGCCAGAGUCCAAUCCGCCUGAAAGCACAUGCAUGAACAAUAAUGUGUCUUUGUCUCAAACGUUGGAGGAUCUGAACAUGAAUGUGAAUAAUUCAGAUUUUGGCUUCAUCGAUUCAGAUAGCUCAACGCAUUCAGAGGUAAUGGACCCUCUCAAAGGCAUUAGGAGUUUUGGAGGGACUUUCCCACAACCGCUAGAAGCUUCACAGAUAGCUGCUUACCAUGUGGGGACAGUGACCACACCUGAGGAACUGUUCACCUUGAAGGACACCUACAUACCGGAGACAAACUCUUCCUUUGAGAUACCUGCAUCAUCCAGCGCACUGUUCAAAGUCUCUCAUGUUUACCAAAACAAUUGCCAAGUUCAGCUGAAUAACGUGGCACCACAUGGUAACUCCAGGGUGAAAAGCAGAGAAACUGAGUCCAGAGGGGUUACUGCAAGAAGUGAUGUGGAUUUUAAAAAGACUGAAAAGGAGUUUGAUGAUAACGGGAACCCACAAGCUAAAACAGGCGCACUUUACCAAAAUGACCCAUUUCCUGGUGUGGUUAGUGCACGUUUGAGGCCGAAAGGACUUUCCAGACAAAACAGCAGUGGCAGCCCAAGCAACCAUAGCAGAAAUGGAGACAGAGAGUUCGAACAGUUUUUGUCCCUCGUUCAAAACAUUUCAGAAGUCAGAGAAGGACCGUCAUCAUAUCAGCCCUCUAAAUCAGCUCUCUCUUCGUUACUGUCAUUAGUAGAUAGCACCGUACAUCAAAAUGAGUCCAAUGCAACGUCCCAGAUAUCUUCAAAGGACAACACAAGAGUAAAAUCCUCUGAUAUCAGUUUUGAAGACCUUCACGCUAAAGUAGCACCAAACUCAAGAACCCCUCUUAAGUCAAAGAUUGGAGAAUCUUUGGCCUCUUCCUCCUCCAUCCUGCGCACACUCUCCCUAUCAGCUGACGCACAGGCUAAGCCCCACCCUACCCUUGUUUGUUGCCCCUCCAUACAUCCCUCAAGCAUGGGGCCUGGAGCCAGCACUACUCUGGCAGUGGCCCCCUUCACCUCCACCUUCUCCACCACCUGCACCACCGACAAGCCCCUGGUUGAUGCACGGCACUCACUUUUGCCUGAGGAGACUCAGCCCGCUAGCAACCUGCCCCGUCAGGAGAGCAGAACUCAUCCAGUGAAACCGUUAACUUCCAGCCAAUCAGAGAAAAAGGAGGGCCGGUCGGUCCUGGAUAAGCUGAAGUCUACCAUCCACCCUGGACGCACCGCCCACCAGGCUGCUGCAGAACCUGAGAGGAGUCAGGAGGUGAGAGUCGACAACUCAGCGCAUUAUCAGCAGCUGACCAACAUGGAACUGAUCUCCCUGCUGUUGCAGCAGGAGAUGGACAUGCAGAAGCAGGACUCGGCCUAUGAGCAGCAGGCAGCACAGCUGCACAAGUGUGAAGCUGAGCUGAAAAAGGUCAAGUUACAGGUUCGAGACCUGGAGGACUACAUUGAUAAUCUUUUACUGCGCAUCAUGGAGCAGACACCAACGCUGCUUCAAGUCAAAAGACACAAGUGACAAUGCGACAUACAAUCCUGCAGAAUGUUGAACUCAUGAGGGGGUGCAUAAUGCAGGGUUAGUAUUCAGAUUGGGUAUCACUGUUCUAGAGACAGUCAAAGAAAUGCUCCUCAAAAUUUGAUCUCACAAUCAAACAGGUCUUCUCAGUGCUAAUACUGCCUUGUUGAUGUAGACACAAUAUUACCCAAUAUGCAUGCUGGUUUCUCUCCUGAUUUGGCACCAAACAAAACAAAACAAAAAAACAUGAUCAAUUACUAUGAGGAGUAAAAGCUCCUAUCAUACCAUAAAGGUAAUUUUACUCAUGCUUUGUAGAAUAAUUUAAGGUAGGCUGUUGUCGAUUUAAAUUUUGAACUCACUGCUUAUACACAUGCAUAAAAUAAAAUACAGGCUAGAGGUGACACUUUUGCAGAGUGCAUUUAACUAUAAAAAAUAAAGUAGAUCCUCUGGCAAAAUAUGAUCUUAGCUCAAGUAACCUACAUUUGCAGCUGUUCAAGUGCAACACUACAUCUCCACAAAAGAUUUUCACCUCCCACUGUUUUAUGAAAUUGUGCAAGGUUUACUUGAGGUAAUGCAUAUGUUCAAAUUUAGGAAAUGCUACAAAAUGUGCAUAUGAAAAUACUGCGCUGCAUAAUAUAAAAGUCAUUUCUGCAUUAACGUCGCUUUAUGAUAAUCAAAAAACAACAAUCCUGGUUGAAAAGACUAAAGGAGAUGAAGACUUAUUGUCUGUGUUUUUACUUUUACAAAAUCCUUUAGUUAAAGUCUUAUUUUUUGUUACAUGCAAAAAGGUUUAAUAUAUUUUGUAUGUAUUGUUUGUCUUUUUCAUUUUCUUUUGUUUAAACUAGCGACAUUUUAUUGUAGAAAUAAAACAGCGUCAAUGCAUAAGAUAUUAUAAGUUAUUUCGAUAAAAUACUUUUGUCACGAUAAUAUAUUAUCUUAUGUCACUCCAGUACCACUGUAGCUACUUGCAAUGCUUUACAUGACCUUAGUACUGUACUGUAAUAAAAUAAUGUGCACAUGAGCCAAAGUGUCGGGUCAUUUUU